CGUCCAUAGCGCACAGUUUUGAUGAAGACAUUAAUUAAAAUAAGAAAACAAAUAAAGCUUGCCACAUAAUCAUCUUUUCGGGAAUUGUGAAUAAAUAGCUAGCACCAGUUGGAUUACUUCAGCAUCAGAAUAGCCCUCAUCCCACACAAAAAAAGUGCCAUUCACUAACUGCUAAAAAAUAUAACAGAACUCGAUUCUUCAGAACGAGAGAGAGAGUGCCUACAACAAUCCAAGCACUCCUAGACAAUUAAAUUCAAAAACCUUUACAAAACAGCAACCAUUAGUACGAUUGAAAAGAAUAAUUUUAAAAAAAAACAUUCAAUUUUAUUUCAUUUUUUAGGCAAACCCAUGUAAAUAAUCUGCCACCACAUACAUUUAUAUAUAGAUUUUAUACUUUUGACAAAAUGUGCUUAACAAACAACACGCUUUUAUAUGUAUAGUAGUCGCAUAAUGGGUGCAUAAUUUUUCAUUUUUAUAUUUUCUUAACUUCAAUUCUGGAAGGCAACAGCGAGGGCGCUAUCCAAGACUCUUCCGAAAUGCGUCAUGAGCUUAUCAAGGAUGAAGCUACUAGCCCCGCCUUGUUUCACCGAAUCGAAGCAAUCGCUGCUGAACGAAUAGGAAGCGCUCAACCGGGUCCCGACUCCGCCCAAAUCCCCCUUGUUAAGCAAAUCCCUGCUCAUUUCAAGGUCAUCCACGGAGUUACCGAAGCUGUCGGUGCAGUCCUCGACGAUUUGGGAUUUCGUGCUUGGGUCGAGCCCGGCCGUGGCGUUCACUAUCACCGGCGUAGCGCUCUGAAUCUUCUUAGCCACGUAAAGGGCCGCGUCAAUUGCGUUCAGCGUCGCGUCGUGGAGGUUCGUCGCGCCUUUCACGAUUUUGGUGCACAAUCGCUUGCUGGUUGCCGUUUUGCAAAAAGGGCUGAUCACUACCGGUGGAGCAUUGCUGGCAGCCGUCAUCUCGGUCAGGAAGAGAAGGAAAAUGUAUAGAAAGAGCAUUGAGAAAGACAUUGAAUUUAGUUUCGCCAUGAUUGCGGGUUUGUUCUCCUUGCUCUUUCUUUUGCUUUUCCGGUGGAUUUUUUUAAUUUAUUUCUUUUUUGGGCAAGAAGAAAGGAAUCAAAAUAAAGAAAAGAAAACUGGGUGAUUAAUACAUUGCGGGAAAAUGGUCCUUAAAUAAUGCUGUGUGGUUCUCCAUGAUUGUAGUUACAUGUGAAAUGUUU
Oldenlandia corymbosa var. corymbosa is the source of this 1213-nucleotide messenger RNA. NCBI's taxonomy places the organism in Eukaryota, Viridiplantae, Streptophyta, Magnoliopsida, Gentianales, Rubiaceae. The record is from the annotation of a GenBank genome assembly.